Molecule: messenger RNA, 1316 nt
Organism: Diabrotica balteata
Lineage: Eukaryota; Metazoa; Arthropoda; Insecta; Coleoptera; Chrysomelidae
Source: the annotation of a GenBank genome assembly
GUUGUCUGGUGUUAUUAAAAUGAAUGGUUUAAAUUAAGUGAUUAAAAUGGUUGAUAGAAACGAAAAAUUUCUUAGUGAGCUAUUAAAAUAUCCUGGAAACAAUGUCUGCGUCGAUUGUGGUGCUAGAAAUCCAGAAUGGGCAUCUUACAACAUCGGCAUCUUCAUCUGUACAAGGUGUUCAGGGGUUCACAGAAGUAUGGGAGUACACAUCAGCAAGGUCAAACAUCUGAAACUGGACAGAUGGGAGGAUUCUCAGGUGGAAAGAAUGACAGAAGUGGGAAACACCAAAGCUAAGUUGAAAUAUGAAGAAAGAGUACCACCAUGUUAUAGGAGACCGAAGGAGGAUGAUCCACAGGUGUUGAUUGAACAAUGGAUCAGAGCAAAAUAUCAAAGAGAAGAAUUUUGUCACCCUGAAAGGCAGGUUUACACUAGUGGCAACAUGCAGGGUUUCCUUAUGAAAAGGGGUAAAGAGGACAGCAAAUACCAAGCCAGGAAAUUUGUGUUAUCUGAGGCUGAUGAUACUCUGAAAUAUUUUGUUAGAGAAAACAAAGAACCGAAGGCCAUACUUCGGAUAUCAGAAUUAAAUGUGGUGUUUGCACCCGAGAAAAUAGGAUACCCAAACUCUAUGCAGCUGACCUUUUUGAAAGAUGGUACUACUCGGCACAUAUAUGUCUACCAUGAUGAUGCAGAAGUAAUAUCAAAUUGGUACAUGGCUGUCAGGUGUGCCAAGCUUCACAGAUUGCAAGUAGCCUAUCCUUCAGCCAGCGAGUGUGACCUGGUUAAUUACCUUACUGAAGAUUUUGCCAAAGAGGGCUGGUUGUGGAAAACUGGCCCAAGGACCUCAGAUGGAUUUAAAAAGCGGUGGUUUACACUUGAUAACAGGAAGUUGAUGUACCAUGAUGAACCUAUGGAUGCCUAUCCCAAGGGAGAAAUAUUUUUAGGACACACUCUAGAUGGAUAUGGCAUUCGAAUAGGAGUUUCACAUGGAGUUAAAGACCAGGGCUUUAGCUUUUCUCUAACAACUCCAGAUCGGGUCUAUAAUCUUUCUGCGAGUACAGAACAUGAUAGAGACCACUGGAUUGAAGUUAUCCAAAGAGUGCUGGAAAGACCACUGACCCCUCAAGACUCUGCAAUAUCCGGGCGGCUAAUAAGGAAGAGAGCAAACACCAACUCGAUCAACAUAUUUUCCCAAAGGUAGUUAAGAUGAAAAAAACGAACAAUUGAUGUUUCUAUCGACCUAGUCUUAUAGUUAUACUUAUCGAUAACCGCGUAUAUCAAGUAAUAUACAACCAUCUCCUAAAUACUCAUAAUAGAAG